AUGAGUGUGAAAAGUUACCGUUGUCAAGGAAACGUUUGCGUAGCAGAGUUCAUCACUGAGGUUGCCAUAGCAAAUAAACAAUGCCGAGUGAAAGUCUAUUUCCCGAAUGAUGACCCAGAACAGAAUGACUUAGGUGCGGGAGAGGUGUGUUUCGCUUAUACUGAACGAUUUCAGAGCUUGACUCUGCUCGUUCUCUCGCAGUCUGAUGGCACUGCGAUCUUGGAGAGCAAGAUAAAUCUCAGAACUCAUUAUAAAGAACAACAAGGAACAUUGUGGUCUGAAAGUGAGAACCAAGAUAUGGCAUUGAGCUUCCAGUUUGAAGCAAGUUGUCAAGAGAUCUGGGACGACAUUUGCCAUAUUCAAGGUACAGGUUCCUGCGUCGAAAUCACACACGAUUUCUUAGAGGAAUCACUAGAGCAAUAUCCUGAAGUGCUGGAAACCAGUACUAUGGUUGACUUGCCUAACUGUGAACUUGAUAAACUUCAACAAAUUUCUGAUUUAAUUACCUCAGUUCUCACCUCACCUAUCCUUAAGGAAAGGCUGGCUUUAGCCUUAGAAAAUAAGGACUAUAUAAAAAGUCUACUACAUCUGUUUCAUAUUUGCGAAGACAGAAAGGACACCAAAGGCUUGGGUCAUCUGCAUGAAAUUAUUAAAGGAAUUAUGUAUCUCAACAAGACCACUUUGUUUGAGAUCAUGUUAUCUGAUAAGUAUAUUAUGGACGUGGUGGGAUGCCUUGAAUAUGACCCUUCUUUGGAUCAACCAAAAAAUCAUAGAGAAUUCUUGACACAAAAUGUAAAGUUCAAGGAAGUUAUACCAAAAACAGAUUGUGCACUUAAGCGAAAAAUACAUCAGACCUAUAGAAUGCAGUACAUUCACGAUAUUCUUUCGCCUACAUCACCAGUAUUUGAAGAUAAUUUUAUCUCUACUCUUAAAACUUUCAUUUUCUAUAACAAGGUUGAAAUAAUCUGCUUGCUACAAGAUGAUGAUGUGUUUUUGUCUGGCAUUUUCACACAGUUAAUGGAUAAGACUACAGACUGUAACAAACUGUGUGAAAUGGUAUUGUUUGUCAAGGAAUUUUGUUCAUUUUCUCAGACAUUACAGCCUCACAAUAAGGAUAGACUAUUCAAAACCUUGACACAAUUGAAAAUUCUUCCAGCUCUUAAAAGUGUAAUGAGUGUGAAUGAUGUGCAAAUAAGGUCAGCUUCUGCUGAUAUAUUUGGUUUUCUAGUGGAGUAUAGUCCAUGCAUGAUCCGGAGGUUUGUGUUGGAAGAUGCUCAACAGAGUAAAGGCAGUGAUCUUUUCAUUAAUUUAGUUAUUGACCAGAUCAUCAGGGAUACUGAUCCUGAACUAGGAGGUGCUAUUCAGUUAACAGGACUUCUUCGUACUCUUCUUGACCCAGAGAACAUGCAAAUAACACCUAGUAGGUAUGAAAGAAAUGAAUUUCAGAAUUUCUUCUAUAAACACUGUCUGCAUAACCUCAUAGCACCACUUUUAGCUACCACUACAGAAGAUAUAUAUGAAAAGGAUAAUAUGCUUGAACCUGAUAAAACAAAUGAUUUUCUCAAUGAUUACCAAACCGCACAGCUGCUUGGAGUAAUUUUAGAGUUCCUCACAUUUUGUGUGCAACAUCACACAUACUACAUUAGGAACUAUAUUCUGAGCAAAGAUUUGCUAAGAAGAGUCUUGAUCUUGAUGAAUUCGAAGCACACUUUCCUGAUUUUGGAUGCUGUUCGAUUUAUGAGAAGGAUGAUUGGUAUUAAAGAUGAACUUUAUAAUUGUUAUAUCAUCCAGGGAAAUUUUUUUGAGCCGAUUGUUAAUACUCUUCUCAGUAACGGGGCCCGAUACAACAUGCUGAACUCAGCAAUUAUUGAACUGUUUGAAUACAUAAGAGUGCACAAUAUCAAGUCUCUUAUUACACAUGUAAUUGAAAAGUUUUAUAAAACACUUGGAUCAAUAGAGUAUGUUCAGACAUUCAAAGGAUUGAAGAUUAAUUAUGAACAAGAGAAAGACCGACAGAAAUAUAUACGGAAGAACUUGUACACUGUAGAGUAUGAUAAAAUAUUCUGCAGAAGUGUCAAAGUCUUAGAGGAAAGAGAAGAAAUAUGUUAUACAGAAAACAUAGAGGAAGGAAUGAUAGAUAAUCUACCCUUGGAAGGUGACUUUCAAGAUUAUGAUAAAGUUAUGGAGGUUAAAAAAACAAACAAAAAUGAGAAGGUGGAUCUCCCUAGUAGAACAUCAUCUGGUGACUUCAGAUUUGCUUCAUUCCUUUCUACUUGCCCAAACAGAAGUGAUUUGGUUGGCUCAGUGGAGAACCCAGAAGAAGAUGAAAAUGAAGAUGAACCACCCCCCAGGAAAAGACCACAUCUUAACUUGUAAAAUCUUUAUGAAAGACCCCUAAACAUUGCUAAAAUCUGCAAACAUUGAUUAACUAAAAAGUUUGAAUCCAAAAGCUUUCUAAUAUGAAUUAGUACAUAAUGGUAAAAUAUCUAUCAUGCUUCCAUAGAAACUAUACUUCCCAAAACAUUUAAAAAAAAAAGAAGAAGAAGAACCUGAGUAAUAACUUUUAAGCCAGAAAAGUCUUAAUUUGGAGAGAGGUAACAGGUUGAAUAAUGUACUAUACUCCAGAAUUAUGUCUGAGAGACAGUUGUAGAUAGCGAAGUUAUAAGACCUAUGGCAAUUGUUGCACAGUUCCUCUGCUGUGCUUCCCCCCUUUAGACAUCUUCUUUGACAUAAUUUAUGUCUGGAUUUUCAUGAAAACAGUCACCUAUAAUUAAGAACAGUGAAAUCAUUCACAUUUCUACAGAGAGUAAACAGUCCUAUUAAUAAUUGGAGGGAAGUAACUUUAAAUCUGUAUUUUCAUGAAUAAAAAGGAAGCUGGAUUCAAAA
Molecule: messenger RNA, 2886 nt
Organism: Erinaceus europaeus (western European hedgehog)
Lineage: Eukaryota; Metazoa; Chordata; Mammalia; Eulipotyphla; Erinaceidae
Gene: PPP4R3C
Product: protein phosphatase 4 regulatory subunit 3C
Biological process (GO): DNA damage response; protein dephosphorylation
Cellular component (GO): protein phosphatase 4 complex; nucleoplasm
Molecular function (GO): protein phosphatase activator activity
Source: RefSeq, a predicted model, not a curated record